Messenger RNA from Nycticebus coucang (slow loris), 921 nucleotides. RefSeq names its product olfactory receptor 14K1. The record is from RefSeq and is a predicted model, not a curated record. The transcript has a single exon. The coding region runs from base 1 to 921 and encodes 306 amino acids. Gene Ontology annotation, molecular function: G protein-coupled receptor activity; olfactory receptor activity; odorant binding. Gene Ontology annotation, cellular component: membrane. Gene Ontology annotation, biological process: G protein-coupled receptor signaling pathway. NCBI's taxonomy places the organism in Eukaryota, Metazoa, Chordata, Mammalia, Primates, Lorisidae.
AUGAUGAAUCAGACACUAAUAAUGGGAUUCUUGCUAAUGAGAUUUGCUGAGAAUUGGAUGCUGUCCAGGAUGCAUGCUGUUCUCUUCUCUCUCAUCUACAUAGUGGCCAUGUCAGAGAAUUUAAUCAUCAUCAUCCUCAUAAUUUUUGACCAACACCUCCAUACCCCAAUGUACUUUUUCCUCAAGCAUUUGUCCUUCUUAGAUAUGUGUCUCAUUUCUGCCACAGUCCCCAAAUCCAUUCUCAACUCCAUCUCCAUCACUGAUUCCAUCUCUUUCCUGGGGUGUGUGUUUCAGCUCUUUGUGGUGGUACUCUUGGCUGGGUCAGAGAUUGGCAUCCUUACUGCAAUGUCCUAUGACCGCUAUGUUGCUAUCUGUUGUCCUCUGCACUAUGAAGCUGUCAUGAGCAGAGGGUCCUGUGUCCAGUUGAUGGCUAUGUCCUGGUUCAACGGAGGGGUCUUGGGAAUAUUGUACUCAGUUGGUACAUUCUCUCUGAAUUUUUGUGGCUCCAAUAAUAUACAUCAGUUCUUCUGUGAUGUUCCUGCCCUACUAAAGCUCACUUGUUCUAAAGAGCAUGCCACCAUUAGUGUCAGUGUGGCCAUUGGGGUCUGUUAUGCAUUUUCUUGUCUAAUAUGCAUUGUAGUCUCCUAUGUCUAUAUUUUCUUCACUGUGUUAAAGAUCCCAUCUGGUCAGGGCCGAUCCAAAGCCUUUUCCACCUGCCUGCCUCACCUCAUUGUUGUGAGCAUGUUUCUUGUUACAGGUGCCGUUGCUUAUUUAAAGCCAGACUCUGAUGUGAGCUCUAUUCUAGACUUGCUCAUAUCUGUGUUCUAUUCUGUUGUACCCUCAGCCUUGAAUCCUAUUAUCUACUGUCUGAGGAAUAAGGACAUUAAAUCAGCCGUAGGUAAAGUCUUUGUGGGAUGUUAG